Molecule: messenger RNA, 1728 nt
Organism: Phytophthora sojae
Lineage: Eukaryota; Oomycota; Peronosporomycetes; Peronosporales; Peronosporaceae
Exons: 3
Coding region: 1-1728 (575 amino acids)
Source: RefSeq, a predicted model, not a curated record
AUGAACAAGCCCGGCGUGGACGUUGUGAUUCCAGUGAAGGUGUACUUUUCGGCUAUUGUUGGUAAGUUUGCAACGAUCAGUGGGGACCUGAUGCCGCUGGAAGAUAUUUGGACGGCGGAGAUGGUGGCUCAGAAGGAGUGGGAGACGUUUGAUGGUUUAACGAGACACUUGGAAGUUCCGUCUGGAUCGCUGCGAUGUACCUUUAAGCUGGAGCCGAUGGUUGUGGAGUUUGGAGACUCGCAGAUCACGUCCGAGAUGGUGGACUUGAUGAAGACGCUGGCGCUGGACGACGUUACGUUCUCACUUCGCCAAGAUCGGUUUACUGCCACACAGAAGUUCGGGGAGUUGAUGGGAUGCAUCUUCGACAGCGAGCGGCGUACUCGCGAGCUUACCUACACGAGCUACUACCCAGAUACGACUGUGGACGAGUCAUCUCCUUUACAAUUUGGGGCGAUUGAUCUGAAUUGCGACACCGGCAGCGACUUUGCGGCAAUGUGCUCGGCUCUAGUGAGUAACCAGACUACCAAGAAGAUUUCGAUGUACAUGCAAGUUAACCCAGACGAACACGCCGAGAGCCCACAAAAGUGGAAAUGGGUCGCUUACGCGUUCUUCUCCAAGCGAGCGCGUGAAUCUUCGGCGCUCGAGACAUUGGCACUCACCUCAAUUGACAGCCUAAGUAUGGCAGACGUCGAAGCCUUCGCGUCCAUCGUAGCUUCGGAUCACCCAGAAGAAGACCUUUUUGGUAGUCCGCGUGGCCAAAUUCCAGAAAGAGAUGCAACACUCAAGGAAGGAAGUCCGAUUUUCUGGCGGCUUACAGGCGAUGGCCAACUCAGCGAGGACUUCGACCCGCUCGUGUUCGACUCUCCUAUACGUUCGGUCCGUACUUUCAGCGAUGACGGAAGCAGUGGAUCAGUGGACGCAUUGGUUCCGGGUUUUGGCCGCUGUCUGGUCAAACGUAGUGAUCUCGAGUUUUCUGAAGACACAACGGCACCAACAUUUACUCAAGGCGGAGUUUUUUCACUAUUCCUGGGGUUUAGCGAGGAAGAGGAGACGGCGCCCACUGGAUUACCACUUCUCCUUGCUGAUGUUGGCCUUGCGGUUGACACCAACGCGAUUGUGGGUAGCUGCCCCAACUUGGAAGUGCUAGCUCUCUGCAAAGGUCAAGUCGAGAUCCGAUUCAACUUUGGUAGCUAUCAAGCGAGCAAACAGCCUCUUCCAGCGCUUGAAUGUGACUGGGAUAAUGUGGCAGAGCUACUGCAAAGGUUGAGUGAUGUCAGUUCACCGCUUGCUAAGUGUGCUCGACGUCUGCGGCUUCGCGUACUGCACCAAGUCUUCUGGGACGGAAUGGACCGCACAACUCGAGCGAUCAUACGUAUGCUAGAGGCGAACGACAAUCUCGAGUACCUCGACGUUGUUUUGCCGCCUGAUGUCGCUGUCGACACGGUCGAUUUGCGAAAACAUCACAGAACUCCGGUAAACCUAGCUCUUCGACUCUCGACAGCGUCUAAAGUUGCGUUUUUGAGCGUGUUUUCGCCCCCAGCCCCGUCCAAUCCUACGGGAAACAAACGAGAGCGCGCGGAUUCUGGACGUACCGCAGUGUCGUACAGGUUGGACGAACAUGUGCUGUCCAACAUACUCGCGUUUGCUGCUCCUCCUGUGCUCCGUCAAGUAUAUGCCCGCAGAGCGGGGGAGACUGGCGAAGUCAAUGGUUCGCAAGUACCCAUUUAA